This is a messenger RNA of Triticum aestivum (bread wheat), 3952 nucleotides long. Its product is annotated as glycosyltransferase family 92 protein Os08g0121900. Gene Ontology annotation, cellular component: cytoplasm. Gene Ontology annotation, molecular function: glycosyltransferase activity. Bases 709 to 2583 code for a protein of 624 amino acids. The transcript is spliced from 5 exons. Lineage: Eukaryota; Viridiplantae; Streptophyta; Magnoliopsida; Poales; Poaceae. The record is from RefSeq and is a predicted model, not a curated record.
UGCUUGUAUUGCUGUUUUUUUUUCGAAUAGAAAUGUGCUAACUUUUUUGCGUGAUUCAGUCAAUUCCUUCACCUGACUGAGCGUUUAGUGUGGUUUUUUGGUUUCAUCAGAUUUCAUCACUGAUUUGACGGAUUUGGUUAUAUCGGCAUGAAUCAAUUUGGAUUUUUUUGAGGAAGUGUAGCUCUUUUGCUUUGUUCCUGAAUAGGAGUACGUUUUUAAUCGAAAAUUGGGGCGAAACAUGCCGAACACCUUAUACGUACUGAACCCUACCGUAUACGUAUUCGGGUCCAGAAUAAAUAAAAUGUUGACUUUAUUAUUGAGAAAGAAUUUAGUCAAAAAAUAUUGAGAAAGAAAAAAAAUCCAGCAACGUGACAUAGAACCAGGCUGAUCUUGAUAGCUUGAGGAAAAAAAAAAGAUCGAGACUCGACCACGGGCGGACCCGAAGGAACAGCUGGCGUCGAGCCCAAACCUCCAAACCUUGCUGCCUCGGUCGGUCGGUAGCCUGUACACCGUAUACGUAGAAACUACGCUACCGUAUGCGUAGCGAACACGCUACCAUAUACGUACCGUAGUCGGACCCGAUACACCGUAUAAUACAGGUCGUCGACGCCCUAAUUUGGCAAAAGCUUUUCCGCGCAAUCGAUCGCAGAGUUUUCGCGCGAACAAGAAACCUCCAGCUCCCCGCUCCGCUCGAAUCGCUCCGCCGCCAUGGCGCAUUACCGGCGCCGCGGCUGCCUGCGCCGUGCCCUCACCAUCGCCGGCGGUGUGUCGGCCGGCCUCCUCCUGCUCGCCGGCGGCCAUACCUACGCCCACGGCCAGCUCUUCUCGCCGGGCUUGCUGCCCCUCGGCCUCGGCGCCGACCGCUCGCCGUCCUUCGCCCCGCCGCCCUUCGCUCUCUCGCCGCUGCCGCCCUACCUCCUCUCAGACUCGGAGGCCGACGCCUCGCCCCCGCAGCCGGAAGCCAACCUCCCGCGGCGCCUUCUGCCCCUCCACCGCACGCCGCCGCCCUUCGCUCUCUCGCCGCUGCGGCCCUACCUCGUCUCAGAUUCAGAGUCCGACGCUGAGCCCCCGCAGCCGGAAACCACCCUCUCGCGGCGCCUUCGGCCCCUCCAUCGCUCGCCGCCGCCCUCACCCUUCCUGGGCUUGGACUCGGAGGCCGAUCGCUCGCACGACGACGCGGACGCAGUCUUGCUCCCGGACUGGGAGGUUCUUGUCCUGACUGACGCUGAGCCUGGCGCCAAGGCGACGUGCGCCUUCCAGGGUGGAGCGUCGUCCCCGGCGAGCGCGCUCGGGAGGCUGCCGGGGUCGGGCCGCCACGCCUACAUCUGCCCAAUGCGUGAGCCUGCCCGGAGCCUCCAGCCGCUCCAAGCGCCCGUGCUGCUCCCCACCUCGGCUUCCUCUGCCGAUUGCCCUGGCCGCGCAUUGCUGAAUUGGACCGGCCGGAUCGCGUUCAGCUCUGCAACACUCGACAGUGGCGAUGUUCUUGUCUUUGCAAAGGGCGUCAACCAUGUUGCUGGCGGUGUCCAAUGCCUGUAUCGCUACUGCGGCGAGACCCAUGCCGUGGUGGCCUCCUUCCCGGCCAUCACGUCCGUACAGCAGGUUACCCGGUGCCCCGCUCCACCGAUCCAUCUGAACUCUAGGAACACAGAGUUCCGUGUCACCGUGGCAGCCACGGGCGAGGAUCCAAUCCCGACACUCGUGACUUAUCGUCCCCGGCAGAGUGAAAGUGGCUCGCUGGUGGCACCGGAAAAGAACCUGAUUUGUGCAUGCACCAUGAUCCACAACGUCUCAAAGUUUCUUCGCGAAUGGGUGCUGUAUCAUGCCGCUAUCGGGGUGGACCACUUCAUCCUGUAUGACAAUGGAAGUAAGGAUGACUUGGCAGAUCAAGUCGCUCAGUUGAGGUCCGCUGGAAUCAAAAUCUCUACCGUGCCUUGGCCAUGGAUCAAAAUGCAGGAAGCCGGCUUCUCCCAUUGUGCUGCAACGCACCAGAGCUCUUGCAGGUGGAUGGCCUUUAUUGACGUCGACGAGUUCGUUUUUUCGCCCAACUGGGAACGAUCUGAGAAACCGUCAAAAUCGAUGCUUGAAGAGAUUGUUCAGGUUGAUCCAGAUGUCGGGCAGGUAUAUCUGUGGUGCUUUGAUUUUGGCCCCUCUGGCCAAACAUCACACCCACAGGAGGGUGUCAUCCAAGGAUACACAUGCCGUCUGAAGAGGUUUCUACGGCACAAAUCGCUGGUUCUGCUUGCUGCAGUGGACCAUUCUUUGGAGAAUGCAAUUCACCACUUCACACUGAAGGCUGGUUUCAAAAGUAUACGGAGCAUGCAGGCACGUGUGAACCAUUAUAAGUACCAGGCGUGGACCGAGUUCAAGCAUAAGUUCAAACGACGAGUGUCCGCCUACGUGGCUGACUGGAGAGAUCCAAUCAACCUUGAGUCCGCUGACCGGGCCCCCGGCUUAGGUGUUGAUGGAGUCGAACCGGUUGAUUGGGCUCAAAGGUAUUGCGACAUCAAGGAUAACCUGCUUCAGAAAUUGAGCUCAAGAUGGUUCGGUAACGGAUUGGGAAGUCCGGGAUCUCAGGAUACUUAGGCUUGGCAGUAUCUGUAACCUGCGACUGUCUAGAAGGAUCCAGAGGCAUUAGAGAUGGAACUGCAAUCUAGUUUAAACCUGUCUCCUUGCCUCCCAAGAUCAAUCUAGAUACCAAUCUGUACAUCGCUUGCCACGUUCGGCACCUAUAAAUAAACAUCACGCGGCCUCCAAUGGAGGUAGAGACGCUUCCACAAUUCUCACAUGGUAUCACGAGUCAUCUUCCUCUUUUAGCAAUUCAUCUACAUUCAUCUGAUUAUGGCGAGCUCUUCCUCCAGCUGUAGCAUUUCAUCAACACCGCCACCACCAUCUCGGAGGAAUUCCUGUCCAGCGCUGACAAGGAUGGGAAGCAGCACUGACAAAUCCUUUCAUAAGGUUCACAGGAUGGCAGUUUAAGUUUGUUGAAGGUUUGGUAUCACUUCUGCUCCAGGUAGGACAUCUUUGAGCAGGACACCAUGCACAAAAGGUUUGGUACUAAUUGCUUGAAAAAAUCGUGCUUUUUGCAGCACCAUCCUGUUGAGCCAUGAGAUUUGAACCAAUGAAUUCAGAUAACAUCUACCAUGUUUAUGGAUCACUACAUGUUCCAUUGGAAGUGGAACAAUGUGAGAUUCCUUUUUCAGUAAUCAUCUGAACACAGGUUUCAUGCUUUUCUGAAAUAUUCCGUGCCACACAUUGUUUGCUACUUAAUUCUCAAAGAAAUCGUGCUUUCGCAUCACCAUCCUGUGGAACCACGAGGCCUGAUCCAAUUAUUUCAGAGAACAUGUACUAUGUUUAUGGAUCACUACAUGUUCUGGUGGAACAAGGGUUUGCUAAGGUUCUAUUUUAAUCAUACGAUGAGCAUGGGGUCCACAACAUACUCACAUAGUUACAAAUCUGAAGCACUGGUUAGUUUGUUGGCUAGCAGUAUGAAUCAGAACUGGGUACUUUUAUCUGUUACGAAUAAUUUAAAUAUAUUUUUAGUGAUCUUGUGUGCUUUUAUAAAAAUCUGAAGGUGGUCAUGAUUAGGCUGACCAGUAGGCUUUUCUUCUGUGUGAACAGAAGAAGGAAGAUGGUACCUAAAAGAACCAAAAUAAUUGAUUCUUUAUGUACAUUUGUAGAAAUAAAACAGAAUAGAUAUAAGAUGUUUUUGCAGUUUAAUAAAUUGAACUGCAAAAACGUCUUAUAUUCUGGUUACAGGGGUAGUAGUUCUGACAUCAUUUUGGAAAUAGCAUCCAGUUACUUACCUUUUUUCUUACCAUGUGCUUGCAGAGUAGUUCUGAUAUCAUUUUGUAAAUAGCAUUCAGGUAGUCAUGCCGAGUUUUCUAUGAUCCAAAUAAGAGGACACUUGCCUUUGUUUUAACAUACAGAUUAAAUGUUCAUAAGUAUACUAUUC